Funneliformis geosporum is the source of this 271-nucleotide messenger RNA. Lineage: Eukaryota; Fungi; Glomeromycota; Glomeromycetes; Glomerales; Glomeraceae. The record is from the annotation of a GenBank genome assembly.
AAAAAGCCAACUCAAAAAUAAAAUAAACAAACUUACUGAUGAUAAACAAUAUUCACAAGAAAUAGAAAAUCUAUGGAAGGAUUUCAAACAAUUAUUUGACAAAAAGAUUGAACUGAAUCCUGAUUUUUCAUUUAAUAAAAUGGUCAUGGAAAUUCAUGAAUUACUUGCAGAGGGAAAAGAAGCAAUUCAGGAAUGGGUCAACAAAGAAAAGAAGAAAGAAUUGGAGAUUAGAUUUUUGUCAGUACCCAAAGAAUACUUACAAAUAGCUUUG